UGUUGUUCCACCAUACGGGCUGGUUCUGUUGAAAAGUACACAGUAAUCCAGUGACGGUGGUCACCAUGGCGACAGCGAUAUAUCUCGAACAUUAUCUUGAUAGCAUUGAAAACCUGCCCUGUGAACUCCAGAGAAACUUCACACUCAUGCGAGAGCUUGACAACAGAUCGGAGGAAAAGAAAGGUGAAAUCGAUAAGCUUGCUGAAGAGUAUAUCACCAACAUCCGAAAUCUGGCCCCAGAUCAGAGAGUAGAGCACCUGCAGAAGAUUCAGAGCGGCUUCAGCAAAUGCAAAGAAUACAGUGAUGACAAAGUGCAACUUGCCAUGCAGACGUAUGAGAUGGUGGACAAACACAUCCGCAGACUCGAUGCUGAUCUCGCACGAUUUGAGAAUGAGUUGAAGGAAAAGUUAGACGUCAGCGGCUACGAAAGCCCAGACAACAGAAAGCCCAAGAAGUCAGGUGGUAGAGGAGGCCUGAAGGAAAAACGAGGCCCCAAAGGAAGAGGAAGAAAAUGUUCGGAUGACGACUCGCUUCGAAAAAAGAAAAUGAAAAGCAGCCCUGAGUUCUCUGAAGCCAUCCUUCCAGUUCACCCGUCAGACGUCUUGGACAUGCCAGUGGACCCCAAUGAACCCACAUACUGCCUCUGUCACCAAGUGUCAUAUGGAGAAAUGAUUGGAUGUGACAACCCUGAUUGUCCUAUCGAGUGGUUUCACUUCGCCUGUGUUGAUCUAACGACAAAACCCAAAGGGAAAUGGUUCUGUCCACGAUGCACCCAAGACCGAAAAAAAAAAUGAGAUGAACAUUUAUAUACGAAUAAACUUAUAUAUGUAUUGUGGUAAAAUAGGAUAAUAUAUACUCCUUUCUAUAUGGCCAUGACGAAAUAUUUGAGGGUCACUAGAAACAAAGCUUUUAUUUUUUGAAGUACUUGAAAUGUUUCCAUUUUGUCCGUUUAAGCUUCAUUCUGUCUUGUCAAAUUGUCUUUUUUCAUACAAUCUUGGAUAUAAUAUAUAUAUAUAUGUAUAUAUGUUAUAUAUUUUUCCUCUUAACAAUUGGUAUGUAGCUGUUUUAUACACUUUCAUUUACAAAGCUUCAAGCUUUCGCUCAUAAAACGUUUUUAGCAUGGCACGCCGUUUAGAGCUAAUCCGCAUAUUUGCUCAUAAUCUAGAGGAUUUACUUGGAACAAACGCGUUUGACUUGCUGAAUGCAGGCGAUGUACGAUUUGUAUUCAGCUGUAAACUUUAUUUUCUUGCACUCGUAGUAUAAUGUGACUACUUUUCGGGUGACCACCAUUUUAACUGUACUCGCAGAGUUUAAGCAAAGAGACACUUUGAAUUACAAAUGAGAUAUUUUAUUGUUCAGAGUCAUAUAAUUGCACAGGCAAAACCCUAAAAUCAUUGAACAGAACUCGUGGGACGUAAGUGCCAUCAUUUGGAUGCUUUUCCACUUGAGUUGGACAAUCGAACUCCAUUCCAGUUUGGGAUUGCCUUGUUCCCGAGAUCUUUUAUAGAACUCAGCGCAACCGUAAUUGAGACUACUGCUUUUCGAACUCCAGCGACACGAGUACAACAGUGUACAUGCUACUUCUUCUUGUGUUUUUUCCAUGUCUGAAUGUUUUAAACGAUCGAUUUUGGCAGUAUCUGCCAUCUCUUUUCUCCUGCAGCUUUGAUGCACUUUUUUAAUCGACCAGACUCGGCACUUAUGACCAGAAUGCUUUUUGAAUUUGCUGUGUAGUCCUGCACUUGUGAUACGACUCGUAGAGAAUGAGACACGAUUGCCAUUUUUUACUGCUAAUUGCGUUCAAGUUCGUAAAAAUGCGCAAACAUUUGUGAUGGCACAAAAAAUGUCAGAGGAUCUACCAAAGUGAUAUUAAGUAGUGUUAGCACUGUUUUAAGCUACACUGCUGUUGUAUUAUUUCUGUGACUCUAUAUGUGAUCCAUACAUAAAACAUGGAAUAUUGCAUUAUUAUAUUUCCAUGCGAAUGAUCAGUACUAUUGAAAAUCUUAAAAUUGUGUUAUAUCAUUAGUGGGUAGAAUCCACUAGGUUGAAAGUGUGAAAAUCAAGUAACGUUUUGUUUAUUUUUUUAUGUUUAACUAUCCAAGAAUCUAUGGACUAGAUGUUCCGUACAGCUUUUCGUAAAAACAAAUAAAUAUUUACCUUUAAAACGUCUUUGUUAUUUGAAAGGAAAUGUCAAGUGUUAUAUUGUUUUAAUGUGUAAAAUCAUUGAACCUCUGUUACGCAGGUCAGGACCAUGGAACCGCGAGGUCGUCUACUGCCCCUAGUGGCAGACCCCUUAUCCUACCCUAAGCGCCAUGGUGAUUUUGCUAAAAAAAUACGAAAAUGAAUACUCUUGUUGGCUAACAUUUGCCAACUAUCUAUAGUUGCCAACAUGAAUCUAAAGCAUUUUUUUCAUGUUUAAAUAUCGCGUGAUAUAUGGACUAGAUUUUCCGUACAGCUUUCCAUAAAACGUACAUGUUUGUUCAUGGACACGUGAGGCCUCCCUGCUGCCCCUAGUGGCAGACCACUUAUCCUACCCUAAGCGCCAAGAUACAUGAAUCGUAAGCAUUCAAUCAUGGAUUUUAGCAGAAAUAUAUAUAUUUUUUUAAAUCAGAUUUUUAAUACUAAGGUAUUCAUGCACAACGAGUCACGUGAUAAGAUGCGCGAAUUGACGGUCUCAGAAGCGGAGGCAACUGAGACUUGUCCUCCGCCAUCCAGAUUGAGAUGAGUAACCGCGCCACCACGAGGACCUACUACGUAGUGGGAAUUGGCCGUUCCAAAUUGGGAGAAAAGGGGAUAAUUAAAAAAAGUGGUUGGAUAAGUGGUCUGCCACUAGGGGCAGCAGGGAGGCCUCACAUGUCCAUGAUCUAGCCCUGGGACCAUAUGUUAUAGUAUUUCAAUAUAACCUUUUUAUUUUUAUUUUGCAUUAUUAUUAUACUUGCUUGUUUAUUUUUACAUUUAACUAUGCCUGGAUAUUUGGACUAGAUUU
Molecule: messenger RNA, 2983 nt
Organism: Xyrauchen texanus (razorback sucker)
Lineage: Eukaryota; Metazoa; Chordata; Actinopteri; Cypriniformes; Catostomidae
Product: inhibitor of growth protein 5-like
Exons: 8
Coding region: 66-794 (242 amino acids)
Biological process (GO): positive regulation of apoptotic signaling pathway; positive regulation of DNA-templated transcription
Cellular component (GO): nucleus
Molecular function (GO): chromatin binding
Source: RefSeq, a predicted model, not a curated record